CAAGUGUUUGCUUCAGUCCAAUUAGAAAAUGACCUGCCCGGAUCUGGAAUAACCUAAAUCUACUUCCGCUUGUAUUUAUACCGUUUCUCUUCAGUGUACCAUUUGAUCGGAUCUACCAUCUCUCUCUACCCCUCAUCUCAAUUCAUCCGAUCUACCAGUUCUCUCCGAUUUCCGGCUCCUCUGCCGUCGGACGCAGUCUACGCCACGCCGUUCGUCUAACAUCCCGAGUAGCAGGCAGAGGAUAGUGUAAAGAGAAAGCAUCAAAUAGUAGAGGAUGGGGCGUGGAGUUAGUGCUGGUGGUGGGCAGAGUUCUUUGGGGUACCUGUUUGGUGGAGAUGCGGCUCCUACCAAUAAUAGAACUACUCCAGCAGCAGCAGCAGCAGUUCAGAAAAGCACCCCUCCUGCAGAAAAGGUGGUUUCCACUACACCACCCUCUGCUGCUGUGGACAAUAGCAAAGUUCCUGCUGGCAUUCACAGCUCCAACGCAAACAAUUAUGUUCGUGCUGAUGGUCAGAACUGUGGCAACUUCAUUACGGAUAGGCCAUCAACCAAGGUCCAUGCUGCACCUGGUGGUGGCUCUUCACUUGGUUAUCUAUUUGGUGGUCCAGAGAAAAAGAAUUGAACCACUUAAAAGUGUUUGGUUUGGGAGUCGCUCUCUCUCUCUACCUGUCAAGAAUAUAAAUGUUCUAAAAUGUCUGAUGUCUGAACUUGAUAUUAAAUGUAAUACUUUGGUUCACUUGGAUUUGUAUUUGAUGCAUUUUGUAAUUGAUUUCUAAGUGUGAUGAUAAAAUGUUAUUACAAUGAUGAACUUGUUCCUUUGCAAUUAUCCACUUUUGUGUUCAGAUUCUGAAUGGUUAACACAUGUUUGGACGACGCAACCUUUGUCACUGUGCUUUGAUAUGAUGAAGAGAUUAUUUAUGUUUGGAUGAAUAGGUAGGGUGAACCAAGUCGUUUCUGGAUUGCUGGCUUGCUCCCAUUCCAAUGCAAUUUGUUUUUCCCAUUUAAUGUAUUAGUAUUAUUGCAUCCUUAAUGGAUUGCCACCUUGAUAAAAUAAACAUUGGGAUAAAAAUAACUUCUCCAAUAGAACUGCCUAUUUAUUAGUUGGAAUUGAAAUUAUCUCCCUGUCAAAUGCCCUGUCCAGUCUCA
Molecule: messenger RNA, 1146 nt
Organism: Cuscuta epithymum
Lineage: Eukaryota; Viridiplantae; Streptophyta; Magnoliopsida; Solanales; Convolvulaceae
Source: the annotation of a GenBank genome assembly